Molecule: messenger RNA, 609 nt
Organism: Angiostrongylus costaricensis
Lineage: Eukaryota; Metazoa; Nematoda; Chromadorea; Rhabditida; Metastrongylidae
Source: the annotation of a GenBank genome assembly
AUGAGUAUGGACCACGUACGAGACAGAACCAUCGAUAAGCUCACCUCAUCGUUCAUGAAGAACAAGCGUUGUCACCGAUGCAGUUCAGUUCUGACGUAUAUAAAUUUAAAUGAUAAAAUGAGUACUGCAAAGAAAGUGAAAGAGUUGAAGGCGGGCGUUCCAUUCAAAUCUAAACAACAAUCAGGUUCUAAGACGACGUCUUUGCGAAUUACUGGUCCAUCAGAUAAAGAUAAGAAGAGCGCGCAGUCUUCCACUACAGUUGCUCCUGUGCCCAUACGCGUUCCGUAUUCAUCAGCUACUUCGAAGGGUCGCAAAGGUAAUUUAAAUGGCUCUAGAUCCUCUUUACCAUUGCAUGAGCACAGAUUGAGAAACACGGCUCUUCGUAGAUCUACUAACGUCUCACCGUCGGUUGAGCAGCUCAAGAAUAAUUCGUCCACCUUGGAAGAACAGAUGGCUGUGAAGACGGCUCCUCGUGAAGCUACUAGCGUCUCGCCCUUGAUUGAGCAGCUCAAGAAUAAUUCGUCCACUUUGGAAAAACAGAUGGCUGUGAUUCGUAGCGAGUUGCAAUCCAUAAUCAAUGCUAAAAGCAAAUCGGUUGGUUGUAGGUAA